AUGGCUAGCAUUCAACUUCGUAAGUUAGAAGAAUAUUUGCAACAAUUAGACGGAUUUGAAAAACCAAAAGUAUUACUUGAACAAUAUUGUACUAGUGCUCAUAUAGCAUCACGCAUGCUGUAUUGUGCUCAAGUACAAUUCAAUGACAUUGAAGGACAUACAGUAGCUGAUUUAGGUUGUGGAUGUGGUAUUCUAUCACUUGGAGCAAAGAUACUUGGAGCAAGUCAUGCGAUUGGUUUUGAAAUAGAUUCUGAUGCACUUAAAAUUCAGUCUCAAAAUUGCAGUGAAAUGGAACUGUUUGUGGAAGCUGUACAGUGCGAUAUACUUCAAUAUUUACCAGGGAGGUUCGAAAAAUACUUUGAUACAGUGAUUAUGAAUCCACCUUUUGGUACAAAACAUAAUGCAGGCACAGAUAUAAAAUUUUUAGAAAUCGCGACCAAAUUAGCAUCAAAUACUGUAUACUCGUUGCAUAAAACAAGUACACGUAAUUACGUUCUUCAAAAAGCUGCACAAUACGGAGCUAAAGGCAAAGUUAUUGCAGAACUGAGAUAUGAUUUACCAAAAGCGUAUAAAUUUCAUAGAAAAACUUCUGUAGAUAUUCAAGUGGAUUUUACACGAUUUGAAUUAAAUUAG
Heterotrigona itama is the source of this 633-nucleotide messenger RNA. NCBI's taxonomy places the organism in Eukaryota, Metazoa, Arthropoda, Insecta, Hymenoptera, Apidae. The record is from the annotation of a GenBank genome assembly.